CCUCACGCACAGCUUACGAUCGCCGUAGUCUUCUGUUUAGACCAGUGCAAAGUCAUCUUGUCGUGGCCUGCAGGUCAGCUGUUAGGACCGGGCAGCUCCCUCCCACCCACACCUCGCAACUGCCUCCACAGACGGAGAAACAGGAAGUCAUAAUCAUGGACGUGAUAAUCGGUAGCGUGGGCAUGAGACCGAAAGAGAGAGAAAUAGUGUGAGCAUGGGAUCAGGAGCAGAGAAGUGAAGUUUCAGGUGGACAGACAAACAGAGCACCUUACCCCCUCACAGAGCCCUGUAACCAAUGGCAACCUCUGUCCAAACUCUUCCUUUGACCCGCGGCCCCAACAAAAACUUCCGUAACCCGUUGCCCGUCUCGUCCCGUUGCGGCAUGGGAAGUGUAGGCAGCCUGGUGGAAAGGCCAGAUGUUUCUCCCACUAAAGGCAGCCGUGCAGUGCCCCAGGUGAGACCCAAACAGACCAACGGCCUCCUGAAGAAAGGCUUCACCCAAAGAGAGCUUCUCAACUACCUCAACAUCACCAGAAAAGAGCCUAAAGCAAGUGACGGUAAGAAGGACGUGAUCCCUGGCCUCGGCUCUGCCAGCGGUCGUGAGGAGGACAGAUUAUACGCCAAGGUCUACCAUAAAGACGGCACCGAAGUAGAUUUGACAAAGAACUCACUGCCAAGUGGGGGCAAGUAUGAAAAGGCUCGUUUGAGGUCUGCCUUCAAGCCUGUCACCCCCAAAAACUUCACCUCCAUGCAAAACCUAUAUCCGUCUACCAAGUCGGAGGAUGUAGACCAUGGCCUUUCAAACGGGCUGCACAGAGCCUACGCCCAUGUCCCCAAAGCCGUCUCCACCUCUUCCUCCUCUUCCUCACCCUCGCGUCACGGAGGACCAACAUCCAGUGGUAACAAGGCCCUCUCCUCGGUGCGUGGGAUGAGCCAGGAGGAUGAUAACCUGUCAGACUCAGGCCAUAACUCCAUGAGCAGUCUGCCACCGUACCGGCCUCCCUUCCGCCCACACCUGUCUCAUAUCAGUGCAUCUAUGGGCCAGAUCAACACCAUUGGCUCCCUGGACCGUACCUCUCUGGGCCCGAAGGCUGUAGGGCCAGGGGGCGUGGCCAUAGGAGAGAUGGCGUGUCGGAGCAUGGCAACCCUGAGCCGUCUGGCUCCAUAUGGAGGGGAGGCUCCGCCUCCUUAUGAAUGGACACUCUCCCUGUCUGUUGAGGAAGUGGUCCGGGAUCUGGAGGAACGCCUGGUGGAGAAAGAACAUGAGCUGAAACACAUGAGGAGAAACCUGGAUGAGAGUGAGGGCGCCAUCGCUCAGGUGUUUGAAGGGAAACAGCGUCUGUGGGAGAAGGAGGUGGAGGAGCUGAAACGCCUGUAUGCCGCCAAGCUGCGUCAGGUUUCCCAGCAUGCCCAGCGUUCCCAGCGCAACCUGCAGUUGCAGCUGUUCAAGGCCCAGCAGGAGAAGAACCGACUGCAAGAGGAGCUCGACGGCCUGAAUGGGGAAAGGAGCGAGGAGGACGGAGCCAUGGCAAAGCGGACCAGUCCCACUCUGGAGGAGACGCAGUGGGAGGUUUGCCAGAAAUCCGGGGAGAUCUCCUUGCUGAAGCAGCAGCUGAGGGACUCCCAGUCGGAGGUGGCCCAGAAGCUCAGUGAGAUCUUCCAGCUGAAGACGCAGCUCAGGGAGACCCGCACAGAUCUGCGCAACAGGGAGGGCCAGAUAGAUGCUUUAAAGCUAGUGGUGCAGGGGACGCAGCGCCGCAGAUGCCCCGCUCAGACUGCACAUGAGGAUGGAAAAGGAGCUGAAGAGAAUGCUUCUGCUGGGGCAACAGGAGGGUACGGGGGCCCAACAGAGGAGCGUCUGCGUGCAGAGCUCCUGCUGGAGCGCCGCCAGAGCGAGGCCCAGGCCACGGCUUUCGAGGAAGAGAGGCAGACGUGGCAGACAGAGAAGGACAAGGUCAUCCGCUACCAGAAGGAGCUGCAGGCCAGCUACUUAGAGAUGUACCACCGCAAUGAGGCGCUGGAGAGGGAACUGCACCAGCUGAGGGCGGGCAGAGAGCAAGGAAGAGGAGGAGGAGGAGGAGGAGGAGGAGGAGGAGCAGGGAGCAGAAAUGGGACAUUGGAAAAAGAAGUGCCGGAGCUGAGGAGUGAGAGAGCGGGUGAAAAACAGGACGACAGGCCUUCCUCUGGUUUGCCGUGGAUAGACAGAAUUGAAUCAUCAGAAAUUUGAAUGUGACAGACUCGCGGGUAUUUGCAAUGCAAAGUAUUUUUUUCCCUGAACUCUGGUUUAAAGAAGGAAAGAAAUAGACUCACUACAUUAAAAUGAUGAGAUAGUGAAUCAAAGAUUAUGAGACGGGUACAAAUGUGCACAUGCUAAAUUUUGACCAAAGUCACAUUUAUGAAAGAUAUAAAAUAAGUAAUUGUGAAUAAAUCAUUUAAAAAAUCUGAACGCUUUCUAAAACAAAAUAAUGCAGUCCUUAGUCAAGAUUUGUGAUCUACGUAAACGUGAUCAGCUACUAAGUUACAACUUUGACUUUUCAUCAUGCAUCAUUUUUGAUGUUCUAAUCUUCUCCUGGAGAAAAUGGGCUUCCAUAGUUCCCAACCCUUUGCAAUUCCCUUGUUGAUUGUUAAAUACCCUGAUCCUGCAGAGACUGGACCAAUACCAUCCUACAGAACACACUAACGCUGAGGGCAGCUGCAGAGAUGCUGUCUGUGCCUCAUUGGUCCUUGGCAACUAUGUAAACAUGCAGCCAAACACCUAAACUGUCGCGCUUUUAAGACUGCUGACCAAUUAUAAACUUGUAAAUGAGCAAAUUGAUAUCUUGAUUGUUACUAUUUUGUGUUCAUUUUGGUAGUUUCUUUUUUGGAUUGGAUUUUUUUUGUACAGGAUUCAGGGGGAUUUAGUGUGGCCCAGUGACGUGUCAGCACCUGUUCAGUCUGUGCAGAAGGUUCUGUGCCUCUCUGGGUGAAGUAUCAAGGAUUAAAGUGAUCUUGUUCCACGGGACUGAUGCUGUGUCUUAGCCUUCAAGAAAACUGCGUACCACGCUUAAACAACUGCUGAUGUUCCUUCUCAUUCAGUUUCCAGCUCCUGUCCUAUGUAUUUUGUACAUAAUGUCAUUUUGAUUUGAUUGGCCUUUAGUCAUGGUACUUCAAGCACACUGUUGUCUUAAUGGGCAUAUUUCCACAUCUGUUGAUUGCGAUGAAAGCAACGCUGGACAUAACUGUCCUGCUUAUUGGUGCCCUCAUCCAGCCAAUAAUAACUCAAUGCAUGGCAUAAGUGAAGUUGUUCUCUUGUAUCGUUUAUUUUGAAUACAUGAACAUUCAAACGCCAGCUCUCAACCGACCCUUCAACAUACUGUGACUCUUGUCUAUUUACUGGAAUUAAAACUGUACAGUAUAAAUAUAUAUAUGUCUGUUUUGG
Cyclopterus lumpus (lumpfish) is the source of this 3418-nucleotide messenger RNA. It is a transcript of the gene n4bp3, whose product is annotated as NEDD4 binding protein 3. The transcript is spliced from 10 exons. Gene Ontology annotation, cellular component: cytoplasmic vesicle. Bases 296 to 2227 code for a protein of 643 amino acids. The record is from RefSeq and is a predicted model, not a curated record. Lineage: Eukaryota; Metazoa; Chordata; Actinopteri; Perciformes; Cyclopteridae.